Molecule: messenger RNA, 363 nt
Organism: Helobdella robusta
Lineage: Eukaryota; Metazoa; Annelida; Clitellata; Rhynchobdellida; Glossiphoniidae
Exons: 3
Biological process (GO): regulation of transcription by RNA polymerase II; anatomical structure development
Molecular function (GO): DNA-binding transcription factor activity, RNA polymerase II-specific; RNA polymerase II cis-regulatory region sequence-specific DNA binding
Source: RefSeq, a predicted model, not a curated record
UUGAAUCAAUACGGUAGGCAGUUCAGUAACGGUAGACCCCUGCCAAAUUACUUGCGGGUUGACAUUCUCAAACUCUCCCUAUCUGGAGUGAGACCCUGUGAGAUAAGCAGGCGGCUGCAAGUUUCUCACGGAUGUGUCAGUAAAAUACUCAACAGAUACCGCAACACUGGCAGCAUACAUCCGGGUCAAAUAGGGGGUAGCAAGCCAAAGGUCACAACCCCGUUCGUGAUUGGCCAGGUUAAACUUAUGAAGCAUAAUAACCCGCAAAUGUUUGCCUGGGAGAUAAGAAGAAAAUUGAUUGAAGAGGAAAUUUGUAGUGAGGCGAAUGUACCAAGUAUAAGUUCGAUAAAUAGAAUUAUAAGG